AUGUACAUACCCAGAACUACCUGGACAUGGGCCUUCAUGGCGACGACGAUGGUGCAAGCCGCCAUUACACUCGCAAUGGAAUCGUAUAUCUUUGCCAAGUUCCAAGAGAGUCUACGGCCAGACAUUCCGACCAUACCAGACAUGAAAGCCAUCCCGACAUACCUUACACUCUUUAUCUUCGGGUUUCUCUACCAACUGGUACUCGUCUACGACUCCUUGCGACUUAAAAAUACCAUCCAAGUCAUCGGGCUUUGCAUCUAUAAUCUUGGCAUGCUUAUCUAUGCUGCCAUUCAAUACGAUCAGAUCAACAAGGCAAUCCAUACCUUGGAGGGUCUGGACUACGUGGACAAGAAAGCAGAUGUCUGGGAUGACGUGCAUCCAUACCUGCUCGCCGUUCCAUGUAUUAUCGCUUUCUUCUCCGUUGUCAUGUCCUUCGUUGCCUGGAAGCUCUAUGAUGAAUUUGCCUGGACCAUCUAUAAGCACAUCAGCGCAGACCUACGGAUGAAGCAUCGCUUCCUCACAUUUCAGAUCUACAUUGCUCUGCUGAAAUUUGAUUUUUUCUUCUUCCUGGGCUUUACAGUCCAGUUCCUUGUGAUCGUCACCGGCCUGGAAAACGUGGAAAAAUUGAUCACCAUCAUCGCCGUCCCCGUCACGGUCCUCAUUCUCAUCAUGGCAGCAUUCUGGACCCGACGCGAGAACCACUUCGGGAUGGUGUUAACAAUCGUCUGUUUCUUCGGUGGAUUGGCAUAUUUCAUCUUCAAGCUUGCCCGGAUGUACCAAGCCAGUCAUGAACAGAACUACUUACCUGUUCGGAAGACUCUUACCAGCUUCGCGGUAAUCACGAUCACUUUAAUUGUCCUUACGAUCAUCAACGCCUCAGUAUGCAUGGCCAACUUCAACAAGGGACUGAAGCCACAUAUUCAAAAGCGCAAAAUCGCCGAUGUUGAGGAGAAGGUCACCAAGAUGACUGAGCUGCCGGAUCUCAAGAAUGGGCCAGUAACGACUCGGAUGGAAAUAGACUAA
Amorphotheca resinae ATCC 22711 is the source of this 1023-nucleotide messenger RNA. RefSeq lists its product as hypothetical. NCBI's taxonomy places the organism in Eukaryota, Fungi, Ascomycota, Leotiomycetes, Helotiales, Amorphothecaceae. The transcript has 3 exons. The record is from RefSeq and is a predicted model, not a curated record. Gene Ontology annotation, cellular component: Golgi apparatus. Bases 1 to 1023 code for a protein of 340 amino acids.